Messenger RNA from Megalobrama amblycephala (Wuchang bream), 2988 nucleotides. It is a transcript of the gene nrbp2a, whose product is annotated as nuclear receptor binding protein 2a. Gene Ontology annotation, cellular component: endomembrane system; cytoplasm. The coding region runs from base 440 to 1999 and encodes 519 amino acids. Gene Ontology annotation, biological process: intracellular signal transduction; endoplasmic reticulum to Golgi vesicle-mediated transport; protein phosphorylation. Gene Ontology annotation, molecular function: ATP binding; protein serine/threonine kinase activity. The transcript is spliced from 19 exons. The record is from RefSeq and is a predicted model, not a curated record. Lineage: Eukaryota; Metazoa; Chordata; Actinopteri; Cypriniformes; Xenocyprididae.
UCAGAAAGCUCCAGCCAGUAGGGAAAGCUGGACUGAGAUGAAAUGAUGUCUGUUGGUUGGGCUCUUUAGUGUAUGUGUAGGGUGGACUGCGACUGAACGUCUCGAGACCCACGUCUCUCACGUAGGACACUGUCUGCUUUCGGGAGCCGUAUCCUGUUUUCUAAGAAUCCGUAAGGAUGGGAUUAAAUUUACCAGAACAGUGAAUGUUUUGCCUCGCUUUUAAAACGAUUUUCGCGGUUCGUGUCGUUUUAACUGCUUGUUGCAGUAUUUAUAUGGGGUUGACGACAGUACUGUAACUUGAAGUCGUGACCAGCAGGAUUCGUCACUCUUCUAUAUUCAAUGAAACACGUUUGCAGCUACAACAUCGCUGCAAGCCUCAGGAGGUCCUGCGUGCCCAGUUGGUCUUAAAGGAGCCGUCAAAGCAGCACACAAGGGUAAAAUGACUAUGUCCGUCCCAGAGAACAUAUCGGGGUCCGGGGGGAAAGAGGAGGAGAGUGAAGAUGAGAGUGAAAUCUUGGAGGAAAGCCCCUGCGGCCGCUGGCAGAAGAGACGGGAGCAGAAGAAAGUCACACUGGUUUGGAAUGACAUGAAGGUCAGUCAGGGAAAUGUCCCAGGCAUUGAGAGUGCAUACUUGGCCAUGGACACUGAAGAGGGGGUGGAGGUGGUGUGGAACGAAGUGCAGUUUUCAGACAAGAAGGUUUUCAAGUCCUUUGAGGAGCGGAUACGAGAGAUGUUUGAGAACCUGAUGCAGGUGGAGCAUCCGAACAUCGUAAAGUUUCACAAGUACUGGCUGGACAUGAGAGAGAGCAGAGCGAGGGUGAUUUUUAUUACUGAGUAUAUGUCAUCUGGAAGUCUCAAGCAGUUUUUGAAGAAGACCAAGAAAAAUCACAAAACUAUGAAUGUGAAGGCAUGGAAGCGUUGGUGCACGCAGAUACUUUCUGCACUCAGUUACUUACAUUCAUGUGAUCCGCCCAUUAUCCACGGUAACCUGACCUGUGACACUAUCUUUAUCCAGCACAACGGCCUCAUAAAGAUUGGCUCAGUUUGGCACAGGCUGUUUGUAAAUGUAUUUGCUGAGGCGAUUCAUGGGAACGUGCAUCAACAUCGAGAUGAAAUGCGUAACCAGCAUUUUUUUGCUCCAGAGUAUGGAAUUGCUGAAGAUGACUAUGCCAUCGAUAUAUUUUCAUUUGGUAUCUGUGCCUUGGAGAUGGCAGUAUUGGAAAUCCAGGCCAAUGGAGACGCUGCAGUUUCGAAAGAGGCCAUUGAUCAUGCUGGAGAGUCACUUGAGGACCCUCUCAUGAGGGAAUUUAUCCAGUCGUGUGUACGCACGGAAGCCAAGUCGAGACCCACGGCUCAUGACCUGCUCUUCCACAGAGUGUUAUUUGAGGUCCACUCCUUAAAACUGCUUGCUGCGCAUUGCUUUAUCAAUAACCAGUAUCUCCUCCCUGAGAAUUGUGUGGAAGAGAAGACCAAAUCUUUUGACCCUAAUGGUAUCAUGGCAGAGAUUAAUCAUCGUGACCGACCUGGAGUCCAUCUAAAGUAUUCUCAUGUAUCACCUCUGGAACUGGACAAAUUCCUUGAGGAUGUGAAAAAUGGCAUAUAUCCGCUGAUGAACUUUGCUUCCCACCGGCCGCAUCCUAUCCCCCGCGCUCUUUCUUUAUCGCAGGAACAGAUGGAGACUGUGAAGACCCCAACCCCAGAACCACAGGAGACUGAAACCAGAAAGGUUGUCCAGAUCCACUGUAAUCUGGAAGCAAAUGAGGAAGGCACAAGGAGUCAUCUCUCUCUCUUUUUAAAGAUGGAUGACAGACUUCACCGUCAGCUUAGCUGUGAUGUUUUGCCAUCUGACAGUCCCAAAGAUUUGGCUAGUGAGUUGGUUCACCAUGCUUUUAUCAGUGAGGAAGACUGUGAGAAGAUGGCAUGUUUCCUUGAGGAUGCAUUAUGUAAGCAUUGGUCAGGGACGUCCACCUCCCCUACUGCCAUGGCUGUGAUGUACUAAGCCCAGCUGGUCCCAUAAUAGACAGACAGUGCUUGAAGACUGGGCCAGAGCUUGAGGAAAAAGAGAGAGCGAAAGAUCCAGAUUGACAAGAGGGAAAUGAGACCAAAAGUGCAACAUUACAUAAUGAAGGUCAUGACAAGAUGGCUCGAGAAUUAGCGAUGGACCGGGGAAGAAAGCUCACACCACACCGCAUGGUACCUGCACAAACUCCAAAGAGCUCAAACUUUUAACUUUGAUCUUGAAGUUUAAUUACUGAUGUCAUUUUACUAUAACGAAGAAAUACAUUUCCAUUACUUGCAGAGAUUCUGCCUUCAGUGCCAGCAUUUUGGGUUGUGAAUUUUUUUUUUUUUAAAUGACGGAUUUUUAAAAACAUUGUGUCUAUGGCGUAAUCCAUCCUCAUCUAGCAAAGGACAAAGUUUGACAAAAACAGAUGAUUUUUAGGAUGACAGAGCUUCAGGAACCUGAGAGAGGAAGCUAAAUGUCCAAGAAAUAUUUGCUGCUUCCCAUCAGGCAAUAUGAUUGGAGUCUGUUUGUUCCAUACUUAAAUGUAUUAUUUAUUAUUUUAAACAAUUAAUACAUGGUCUUGGGAUACAUGUUUAAAAGGAAAGCGUAUCAAAAGGUUUAAUUCUACAUUAUCUUAUUCUGUAUGCUUUAACAAGCUGACGUUGAGCAAACGAAUGUACGGUACAAUGACAAGUGCUCUUGGAACCUGCUAUAAUUAUAUUUCUUUUUCGAAUUUUUUUUCAGACCUUCAAAUUAAUUUCUUGUGAUUCUUACAGUUUUAAAAUGUCUCUGUUCUGAAUUGCUUCCAUGACACUAUGUGUUGAUCUCAAUAGCUUUUCUCAUGCAGACGGUAAUGAACUUCGCAAAUAUUUGUAAACCAUGGCAAUAAUGGUAUCCUAGAAUGGUAUACUAUCGUUUAAAAGUUUGAGGUCGGUGAGAUUUUAUGUUUUGAAGGAAAUUAAUACUUUUAUUCAGCAAGGACGCAU